Molecule: messenger RNA, 933 nt
Organism: Dracunculus medinensis (Guinea worm)
Lineage: Eukaryota; Metazoa; Nematoda; Chromadorea; Rhabditida; Dracunculidae
Source: the annotation of a GenBank genome assembly
GAACCACAUUAUAUGGAUAAUUUGAUUAAAGAAGAACUCGGGGUAAAUGUUUUGGAACCAUUUUCCCGUGCAUCAGGUGGAUGUAUAAGCCAAGCAGCUGGAUAUCACACUGAUAAGCUUGGUGAUGUUUUUAUCAAGAUCAACAGCAAAGCUGAAGCGGGACAAAUGUUUGAUGGUGAAUUUGCAAGUCUAAACGCGAUAUAUGAGACGCAAACGAUUCGUGUUCCAAAACCAAUAAAGAGUAUCAAGGCGGAUAAUCAAUGUUAUUUGGUAACAGAGUAUCUGUAUAUGAAUGGCUCACCAAAACCAGCUGAAUUAGGGACGAAAUUGGCAAAAUUACAUGCUCAUAAUGCAGAGCUUUUGAAGGCUAAAGAAAAAAGAUGUUCAUUCAUCGGUGGUGCAGAAAAAGGUUCAGCUGCUGUAACGCAGUUCGGUUUUGAUAUACCUACGUGUUGUGGUUAUAUCAAACAAGUUAAUGAUUGGUCAGAUGAUUGGGUGGAAUUUUACAGCAGAAAUCGUUUAAAGGCUCAAAUUGACUUGCUUCUUGAGAAAAAAGGUGAUCGAGAAUUACUGGAUUUAUGGCCAAAAUUGGAGCGCAAGAUUCCAUUGUUUUUUCAAGGCUGUAAAACCAUUGUACCGAGUCUUGUCCAUGGAGAUUUAUGGUCUGGGAAUUACUCUUAUGAUGAAGACGUUGUGUAUGACCCAGCAUCAUUUUACGGUCACAGUGAAUUUGAAAUGGGAAUAAUGCAGAUGUUUGGUGGUUUUAGUUCUGCUGUAUAUUCAGCCUACCAUAAAAUAAUCCCCGAAGAAAAUGGAUCUAAAAGUCGAAUCCAACUUUAUGAACUUUUUCACCAUCUUAAUCACUGGAAUCAUUUUGGAUCUGGCUAUAAAGCUGGUGCAAUAUCAAUUAUGAAAUCCUUAAUAUCAAAGUGA